AUGCACGUCUCUCUCAGCCGCCCGCUCCAGCUGCUGAUGCUAUUGCACCUCGCAUGCUUCAGCUCCGCGGCGACAACACCCUCGACCGCUGUCGAAGUCGACCUCGUCUUCCCGCGCAACGCCAGCACCUACAAGCCCAUCUGGCCCUUCCCCUUCGUCUUCGCCGUCCGCAACGCCUCGCAGCUCUGGCCCGACAACAAGGACUAUUACAGCUUCUGGGUCAAGUGGGACCUCACGGGGUACGACGACAUCAACGAUGCCGACUCGGGGCAGCUCUUCAGCUCGGGCGUCUGGCAGACCGAGGCCAAGAACAAGACCUCGGACACGUACACCAUCAUCGACGCCUCGCGACGGGACCUGGUGAACGCGACGCAGCGGACGUUCCGCCUGCGGUACACGGCAACCAUGUUCAGCGCCUGUCCCAAGAACGCCACCGGCCAGGGCGCAUCGUCAAAGGCCUACGACGUCUCGUACAACGGCACGGCCCUCUUCUCGACCGACCCCAACGGCCAGAUCCCGUCCCUCGUCGACACCGACGCGUGCCCCGACUUUGUCGGCAGUUUUGAAAUCACGGGCAACAGCCACGACUACGGCGACAUCUGCCCCGUGGUGUCGGACAAGGAGCCCGCGUCCGACGCCUGCGGGUUCAAGAUGGAUGCGGCGCUGGAGACGCAGGUGAAGGAAGCGAUGCUCGCUCGCGCGGACUGUCCGAACGGGACCUGGCCUGACCCUGAGGGAAAGCUCUCCGUGCUGUCCUGUAAUGCGGUCAAGACCAGCGAGGCGGCGGGGGGUGCCACGUUGCUCGGCGGUCUUGUCACCAAGUCCUCGGCGCUCGUGUUGAUCUUGGCCGCAUCUUGGGCAGUAUUAGUCUGA
Colletotrichum orchidophilum is the source of this 873-nucleotide messenger RNA. RefSeq lists its product as uncharacterized. Bases 1 to 873 code for a protein of 290 amino acids. The transcript has a single exon. The record is from RefSeq and is a predicted model, not a curated record. Lineage: Eukaryota; Fungi; Ascomycota; Sordariomycetes; Glomerellales; Glomerellaceae.